Paracoccidioides brasiliensis Pb18 is the source of this 210-nucleotide messenger RNA. RefSeq lists its product as uncharacterized. Bases 1 to 210 code for a protein of 69 amino acids. The transcript has 2 exons. The record is from RefSeq and is a predicted model, not a curated record.
AUGGACCAGCUCAUCGAAAGAAGCCAGCUGCAUCAGUGUCCGUUGCGGUUCAAGGGCAUUGCUUCCCCUGGGGAAUGUGGCAAUGUUGAGGCAGUACAGGAAGGGAAGAAGAUUGUUUUAACAAGGAGAUUGAUGAGGCUUCUUGCCUUGAUUUCUAUCACUGCUGCUCUUUAUGAGGGAUACAACGGGUUUAAUUUCUAUGGUGUAUAG